AUCAAAAAACCAGUUUAUUUACUGACCACACUCGGUCGGUUGGUUGGUGAGACGCGGUAAAACUUUAAUACGUAUCGUGAUAUUUUAUUGAAUUUUUCAUGAGAUUUGGAAUUUCUCGAAAACUAAACCAGUGAUAUAAUUCUUAUAUUAUUAUUCUAUUUGUGUCGACUAUUUAACGAAGUAUAAACGAACAUUUAAAUGAAAUAUAUGUGAAGACGAAUAUUUUAGUAAGAGGUGUGUCGCAGUGGUUUGAAUUUCGAAUCUCGGGUGUACUUUUGUGCAUUCACGUGAAAACGGGUGUUUUGUUGCAUUCUUUUGUCCGUGUCUGAGAGUGAUGUUAAUAAAUCGGAAUUUGCACAAAUCAAUCUUUUCUUGCAUACUUGAGUGAACACCGUGUGAUCAUUUCUUGGUACGAAAUUAAUAAAACAUGUGUACCAGAGUAUUGAUCAGUCACAGGAUUCUAAUUCGAUCCUGAUGACUAGAACAUUCCGUGAACUUGGCAAAGUCAUGCAGCCAUGGCAAGUGGAAAGGUCCUGUAUUCAAUAGCUGUGGUUGUUCUUGGAUUUAUUUGUUUCAUCGUUGGAGCUAUCGCUGUUGGAUUACCAACAUGGGGCUAUUUCUUUAGCUAUGACUCUGACCUUGCUCUCUCCGUGCAGGCAUUUGAGAACCCGAACUUCGAUCAGGGCUACUUCGGGCCAUGGCGCGUCUGCAAGAAACUGCUUUACAACAGAGAGAAAUGCGGCACCGACGUAUCCAAAUUCCGACCAUCGACGGCAGUGUACAUAGCGGGCGUGGUUGCGGUCAUCGGCGUGACUGUACUGGGCGUGUUCUGCAUACUGUCAGUACUGCAACUAGCGAUGAUCUCCUCAAAGGAGAAAGUGGGAAUAAAGUACACACAUCUGGUCAUGCUGAAGUUAGCGCUCGCGUUACUAGCAACAUUGCUGUCGAUAGCUGCAGCCGGUCUGUUCGCGGUACAAGUCGAUGACAGAGGAUUUUAUCAGACAAGAGGGGAGGCGUUUUAUGUUCAGAUCGUUUCCAUAGUGAUAAACUCAAUACUGUUCAUAAUGUCGUUGUAUGACACUUUGUUCUCGCGGCGCGCGGGCGGAGACCCCACGAACACACACGCGCACGCUGAAGGUGGAACUACCAUUAAUAACCCUGGAUUUAAGGAAGGCAGAGGUAUAUCAAUGACGGAUGCAUCAGGUAAGCCGUACAGCACCAAUGGCGGCAGCGUCGCCUCCAUGAACACUACCGCUACCACCCUCACCGGGCUCUCCGACGCCUCCAUCACCAGAUCCCCCCUCAGGUCCUCGCUGAAGAAGCCCCGCCCCAGGGAAGGGGAGCCAGGGGGACUUGGCAUACAUAACCCAGGGUACUCGGGACAUUCACCACCUUUGAACAGGAAUGGCAGCCAGAAAAAAGUACGUAUACAAACACAUAGUACUGAAGUAUGAUU
This is a messenger RNA of Papilio polytes (common Mormon), 1456 nucleotides long. RefSeq lists its product as uncharacterized. Lineage: Eukaryota; Metazoa; Arthropoda; Insecta; Lepidoptera; Papilionidae. The coding region runs from base 516 to 1454 and encodes 312 amino acids. The transcript is spliced from 8 exons. The record is from RefSeq and is a predicted model, not a curated record.